Messenger RNA from Lutra lutra (Eurasian river otter), 483 nucleotides. Its product is annotated as histone H3.1. The transcript has a single exon. Lineage: Eukaryota; Metazoa; Chordata; Mammalia; Carnivora; Mustelidae. Gene Ontology annotation, molecular function: structural constituent of chromatin; protein heterodimerization activity; DNA binding. Bases 21 to 431 code for a protein of 136 amino acids. The record is from RefSeq and is a predicted model, not a curated record. Gene Ontology annotation, cellular component: nucleosome.
UUCUCUCCUGCGGACGUGUCAUGGCUCGCACGAAGCAGACGGCGCGCAAGUCGACCGGCGGCAAGGCCCCGCGCAAGCAGCUGGCCACCAAGGCGGCCCGCAAGAGCGCGCCGGCCACGGGCGGCGUGAAGAAGCCGCACCGCUACCGGCCCGGCACGGUGGCCCUGCGCGAGAUCCGGCGCUACCAGAAGUCCACCGAGCUGCUGAUCCGCAAGCUGCCGUUCCAGCGGCUGGUGCGCGAGAUCGCGCAGGACUUCAAGACCGACCUGCGCUUCCAGAGCUCGGCCGUCAUGGCGCUGCAGGAGGCGUGCGAGGCCUACCUGGUGGGGCUCUUCGAGGACACCAACCUCUGCGCCAUCCACGCCAAGCGCGUCACCAUCAUGCCCAAGGACAUCCAGCUGGCGCGCCGCAUCCGCGGCGAGAGGGCGUAAUCCAAGCCUGCUGUCUCUGGACUUUGGAAAAAAGGCUCUUUUCAGAGCCACC